UCCUCUGGCUCUUCGGGCACCUGAAGAUAGAGAGAGAAAGAGAGUUUUCUGAUUCGUCCAUGGCUUCCAGAGCUCUUAAAGCUCGUCUAAGGUCAGAAUCAGAUAGUCAGAUGUAGAUUCGCCGCGUCAUCAUCAUCAUCCUUAAGUGUUUCAAGCUUUCACUGUUUCAACAAUGGCGGAUCUCUGUUCACUCUGUUCACAGUUAUAGCUUCGUUUUGUAAGUGAACUGUUUUUUGUUUGUUUGAAGAUUCACAUUUCUAGUUACAAUGAGAUUUGAUUCAGUUAUGGAUCGAAAGAGAAGCAAGGAUUGUGUGAGCUCUAUUGAAUCAUCCGAUUCCAAUUCCGUUUCCGAUUCAACUCGUUCUGCUCCAUUUCCUGAUGAAGUACUGGAACGAGUUCUCUCUCUAGUGAAGUCACACAAGGACCGGAGCUCCGUCUCGCUCGUAUGUAAGGACUGGUACAACGCUGAGAGAUGGAGUCGUACGCACGUGUUCAUAGGUAACUGUUACUCUGUCUCGCCGGAAAUUGUAGUCAGGAGGUUUCCGAAAAUCCGUAGCGUGACUAUAAAAGGAAAACCUAGAUUCUCGGAUUUCAAUCUAGUGCCUAAGAAUUGGGGUGCUGAAAUUCAUCCUUGGCUUGUACUUUUUGCUUCGGCUUAUCCUUUUCUAGAGGAGCUUAGGUUGAAGAGGAUGACCGUGACUGAUACAAGCUUGGAGUUCAUUGGUACGAAUUUUCCAAAUUUCAAGGCUCUUUCUCUUUUCAGCUGUGACGGAUUCAGUACAGAGGGUCUAGCCUCCAUUGCCAAACAUUGCAAGAACUUGACUGAACUAGACAUACCAGAGAAUGGGAUGGAAGAUUUAAAGGGUGCUUGGUUAAGCUGUUUUCCCGAAAACUUUGCAUCAUUAGAAGUACUGAACUUUGCUAGCUUGCACAGUGAUGUCUGCUUUAAUGAUCUAGAGAAACUUGUGGGUCGUUGCAAAUCAUUGAAGGUAUUGAAGGUCAAUAGUCAUGUGAGUCUUGAUCAAUUGAAGAGGCUUCUAGAUCUGGCUCCACAAUUGACUGAACUUGGAACUGGUAGUCUCUUGCAAGAAUCAACCAUCCAUCAGCUUCCAGAGCUUGAACGUACAUUUGCAAAAUGUACCAACUUACAUACACUGUCAUGUCUAUGGGAAGCUUCUCCUGUCUUCCUUCAAGUUCUAUACCCUGCUUGCUGGAACUUGACGUUUUUGAAUUUAAGUUAUGCAACUGUUCGUGGUGGUGAAGAACUAGCUAAGUUUCUUGCACACUGUCCAAGAUUAAAGCGACUCUGGCUACUCGAUAGUGUUGGAGAUGUCGGGCUGGAAGCAGUAGGAUCCCAUUGCCCUUUACUCGAAGAGCUUCGUGUUUUUCCAGCCGAACCAUUCGAAGACAACCAAUUUCAUGGCGUCACCGAAUCAGGCUUCGUCUCUGUUUCUCGCGGUUGUCCCAAACUUCACUACGUUCUCUAUUUCUGCCAAAGAAUGACAAAUGCAGCUGUCUCAACCGUAGUAAAAAACUGCCCCAACUUCACCCAUUUCCGUCUAUGCAUUAUGAAUCCACACCAACCCGACCACGUAACAAACAAACCGAUGGACGAAGCGUUCGGUGCGGUUGUGAAGACGUGCAAGAGCCUGGUGAGACUAUCUGUCUCUGGUCUUCUAACUGAUCGAACGUUCGAAUAUAUAGGAAAGUAUGCUAAGAACUUGGAGACUCUAUCGGUUGCUUUUGCGGGUAGUAGCGACUGGGGAAUGAAGUAUGUGCUCUCUGGAUGCCCGCGAUUGAGGAAGCUCGAGAUUAGAGACAGUCCUUUUGGGAAUGCAGCUUUACUUUCGGGUCUGGAGAAAUAUGAAUCGAUGAGAUCUUUGUGGAUGUCGGCUUGUAAUGUUACCAUGAAAGGAUGCAAGUUGUUGGCUAGCGAGAUGCCUAGAUUGAACGUCGAGGUUAUGAAGGAGGAUGAACGAGAGUUGUCGAAGAGCGAUGAUGGUGAUCAGGCCGAUAAAGUUUAUGUUUAUCGGAGUGUUGCCGGAAGGAGAAGUGAUGCUCCUCCAUUUGUCCUCACUCUUUGAAAAACUACUUGUGUGAAGUCGGUACAGUAAGAUUCUAUAUUUUUAUUAACUUCUUAAUAUCAAAGUUUAUUAUCUCGAGAAAGCUAGCAUAACAGUUUAUCAUCGUGAUCUUAAUUCAAUAAUAUUGUUUUCAAUAAAAUUGAACUUGAGAUUUCAACCAACUUGUUGGUAUGGUGAGAGGUCUCAAGUUCAAUUUUACUUAAAACAAAUGUUUUAGAGCUUACCCGACGCCAUAUAUGAACUCUAAGUUUUAGUUUCGAUUCUCAUUAAGAAUAUAUUAUUACAAUGAUUGUUUUUAUAAAAACAAGUAAAAUACUAUGGAAAAUAAUGAAAUAAAAGUAUUUUUGAUUAUGAUUAGAUGAACAAAGUGAUUAAAUUGUCUUUUGCAGGUUUUUUUCUUAAGGAUGAAAUCCAAAUGGAUGGAUGAAGAAUCUUAAAGAUGGUGAUAAUAGAAAUUGGAUGUCAAAUUUUCUUUAAGGGAAUGGCUGUGAUUGUCUUUAUUUCUUUUUUGGGCAUGUAAUUUUGAUGCUCAAUUAGACAAUACCUUUCAUUUUAAAGGCAAUUAUGCCCUUUUCUUUUCGUGUAGUAAUAAAGGAUAAUUAUGUAUUUUUCUAAA
This is a messenger RNA of Impatiens glandulifera, 2700 nucleotides long. Its product is annotated as protein AUXIN SIGNALING F-BOX 3-like. Gene Ontology annotation, biological process: SCF-dependent proteasomal ubiquitin-dependent protein catabolic process. Gene Ontology annotation, cellular component: SCF ubiquitin ligase complex. The record is from RefSeq and is a predicted model, not a curated record. NCBI's taxonomy places the organism in Eukaryota, Viridiplantae, Streptophyta, Magnoliopsida, Ericales, Balsaminaceae. The transcript is spliced from 3 exons. Gene Ontology annotation, molecular function: protein binding. The coding region runs from base 267 to 2084 and encodes 605 amino acids.